UGUUUAUGGUGGAUGGUGAAUUUACUAUGGGAAUGGAAUUUAGUUCCAGAGAAGCAAUCAUUGCGGCGAUGAAAGAUUAUAACAUCCGUAAAGGUGUAGACUAUCGGGUGUAUGAGUCGGAACCGUUGACAUUUUAUGCCAAGUGUACACAAUAUGGGUCAGGUUGUGACUGGCUGAUUAGGGUUAGCAUGAUUCGCAGAAAGUAUUGUUGGGUUAUAAGGAGGUAUAAUGGUAGUCACACUUGUACCAGAGCCACCAUUUCUCAAGACCAUUCGAAACUGGAUUCUAACACAAUUGCAGAAGCAAUAAAGCCGUUGGUAGAGAGUGACCCCUCUUUGAAGGUGAAAUCAGUUAUUGCGGAAGUACAGUCGAAGUUCAACUACACAAUCAGUUAUCGCAAAGCAUGGUUGGCAAAACAAAAAGCGAUAGAGAAAAUAUUUGGAGGUUGGGAAUCAUCGUACGAAACUUUGCCGAUAUGGUUUGAGGCCAUGUAUCACAAGGAGCCAUCAGCUGUUGUCCACUUUGAAACUAUGCCUGUAUAUCAGGGUGAUGACUUGGUUACUGAUAUCCGAGUAUUACAACGAGUCUUCUGGAGUUAUUACCCUUGUAUUAGAGCAUUCAGACAUUGCAAACCAGUUGUCCAGAUAGAUGGGACACAUUUAUAUGGAAAGUAUAAGGGUAGUCUGUUAGUUGCAGUUUCACAGGAUGGUAACAACAAUAUUGUGCCUAUUGCAUUUGCGAUCGUGGAGGGAGAGACUUCUGACGCGUGGCACUUUUUUCUCAAUAACUUGCGACAACAUGUGGUGACUCGGGAUGGUGUCGGACUUAUUUCUGACAGACACGAUUCCAUCAGUUCAGCUAUUUCCCGUAGUAACGGAGCUUGGUCCCCUCCUAGAGCCUUUCACAUGUUCUGCAUCAAACAUAUAGAGUCAAACUUCUUGAGGAAGUUCAAGGCACCCUACUUGCAAAAACUCAUCGUCAACAUAGGAUAUUCGAGGACGGUACGCGAAUACGAGUUACAUUACCAGCGUUUACAAGAAAGGGGUGAGGCUUACACCCAAUGGUUAAACUGUAUUCCACGUGAACAGUAUGCGUUGGCAUUUGACGGUGGUUACCGAUGGGGUCAUAUGACCACGAACCUGAUGGAGUAUAUCAAUUCAGUCUUCAAAGGUGCUUGCAAUCUCCCUGUGACUACACUAGUAAAGGAAACCUUUUACAAGCUUAAUGAGUUAUUUACCAGGAAAAGAACUGAGGCUGAGGAUCGCAUUAAUGCUGGUCAUAUUUUUUCUGAGCAUGUGACAUCAAAAUUGCAUGCAAACCAACGUGCAUCAGGGAAUAUCCAGGUUAAUUGUUUUGACAGGCAGAGCCAGGUAUUUGAAGUGCGUGAGAUGCCUAAUGGGGUGGAGUACAAUGUUGACUUAGGUCGUCAAUGGUGUGACUGCGGCGAAUUUCAAGUGGACCGAAUUCCAUGUCGACAUGUAUUUGCUUGUUGUGCGAACCGACGACUAGAUUGGCAAGUGUAUGUUCAUGAAGUUUAUAAGAUGGACCAAGUUCGAAGAGCAUACAGAGCUAGGUUUAGGCCUCUAGGAGAUCCCGCAACAUGGCCUGCUUACCAUGGACCUCGAUUUGUACCAAAUCCAUUCCUCAGACGAGUUACAAAAGGUUGUCCAAAAAUGACACGCUUCUUGAAUGAAAUGAAUACUCAAAUGUUGCGUGCUCCUAGGCGUUGUAGACAAUGUGGUGGUGAGGGACACAGUCGUAGUAGAUACCGCUAACGCGAAGAUACCAGUGUCGGUCCUGCUAGGCAGUAGACUUAUGUUAUAUUUGCAUUAUGUCAUUUGUAUUUUUAUAUUUGUAUCAACAACUACUCUAAUAUUUGUAUAUUUGCAUAUUUCAUUCAGCAGCUACUCUACUACAUUUGUAUCUUUAUAUUUGCAUCAGCAAGUACUAUAUCACAAAUCCAUUAUCAUAAUACAUCAGCAAGUAAAGUAUUGCAUUUGAAAUUUUAAAUCCAAAUAAACAAGUAAUCUACUA
Molecule: messenger RNA, 2034 nt
Organism: Arachis duranensis
Lineage: Eukaryota; Viridiplantae; Streptophyta; Magnoliopsida; Fabales; Fabaceae
Exons: 2
Coding region: 6-1775 (589 amino acids)
Molecular function (GO): zinc ion binding
Source: RefSeq, a predicted model, not a curated record